Grammomys surdaster is the source of this 396-nucleotide messenger RNA. RefSeq names its product SH2 domain containing 1B (gene Sh2d1b). The record is from RefSeq and is a predicted model, not a curated record. The transcript has 4 exons. Bases 1 to 396 code for a protein of 131 amino acids. Lineage: Eukaryota; Metazoa; Chordata; Mammalia; Rodentia; Muridae.
AUGGAUCUGCCUUACUAUCAUGGCCGCCUGACCAACCAAGAGUCAGAACUGCUCCUCAAGGGAGGGGUGGAUGGCAACUUUCUGAUAAGAGACAGCGAGUCUGUGCCAGGAGCCCUGUGCCUCUGUGUCUUGUUUAAAAAGAUUGUCUACAACUAUCGAAUCUUCAGAGAGAAACAUGGAUAUUACACUAUGCAGACUGAGCCGGGUACUCCAAAAGCAGUCUUUCGAAACCUAGAGGAAUUAAUCUCCACAUUUAAAGCACCAGGUCAAGGACUGGUGGUUCAUCUUUCAAACCCAAUAAUGAAAAGGAACUUCUGCCCAAGAGGGAGAAGACUGAAGUUACAGCUGAAUGUUUAUGAGAACACAGAUGAGGAGUAUGUGGACGUCUUGCCUUGA